Messenger RNA from Paramisgurnus dabryanus, 2233 nucleotides. The record is from RefSeq and is a predicted model, not a curated record. Lineage: Eukaryota; Metazoa; Chordata; Actinopteri; Cypriniformes; Cobitidae.
GAGAGAGAGAGAGAGAGAGAGAGAGAGAGAGAGAGAGAAUAAGGGAAAACAUAUGUGUUUGUGAAGUCUGGAUUCUAACACAGAAGUAUCAUCUGGAUUGUUAGAAGGCAUACGAUAACACACUUUAAGGAAUCUCAUCUACUCACCCCCUGCGUUUGUGCUUUCGACUCGUGCUGUGUGUAUCCACAAUUCAGCAUGGCUUUAUGGAACUCAAAACUCAAAUGGUUACUUCUGGUCCAUCUAUUAAUGUCAGAUGUGGUCUUUGCUAGAAGCCCACUCCCCCCAGGACCCCAAAUAAACUUGAGGCCAGUCACUUCAAACAGCUUCCCAAGUUUAUCAGAGUCUGAAACGGUGGGGCUCACACGGUUAGAGAAGCCAAGGAAUGAGAAAGUAGAAUUAAAAGAAAAAGACGAUAUUCAUCCCGCUCAUCGGCUGGUCUUAGACCUCUCUGAAUCUCUACAAGAUCAGCUGCAUCUCCAAAGCAAUGCAAGCUGUGCAGAGCUCGCUGCUGGAGGCUGGAAAGGAAAUGUUUUCUCUCAGGAGCUAUUGGGGUUGGCAAUGGUGCCUGUGUUGGUGUCGGCAGGAUGUUCGGUUGAAGCCCAGGCGUUGGUAGUGAAGCUCUACUCCGUGCUGGGCCAGGAUGAUACGCGUGAACUUUUGCAGGACGUACUGAUGCUGAUCAAAAGAGGAAAGGAGAGAGAAUCGACGAACUAUGCCUAUCACACUUUCGGAAAUGCAAGCCAUAUCCCAUCCUUUCCUACUAUACCAAGCCAAGAGUCACAGCAUCAUAUGCAGGCUUUAAUUUUUAACAUUCACCAGCUAGCCGAAGUGGGAAAAACUGCAGAUAAGUUAAAAGACGAAGUUAGGCCUUGCAAAGGUUGGGUGAGGGUGAAGGGCACACAGUUACUGGGACAAGCUGCAGAACAGAGCGGGACAUUGCGUCUUUCAGAGGCGCAGAAGGCUUGUCGACGCUUAGGUCUCCACUGUGCAGGUGUGACCCAAGACGGCAAUCACAAUCCUGGAUAUUAUCACGUUAUCCUAAGGCCUGGUAGCCGAGUAGUGCCUUCAUCAUUCUCGGAAAGCUGGAUUCAGAAUUGCAAGACGGCGCAUGUACGAUGGCGUAGAAAUACGGUGCCUCGGCAUAACUGCGUAAACCAAAAAGAGCAGCAGGUGUAUACAGUGGUGGAGUGGAUCCCUGCGGUAUCUACUCUUUAUAAUCUGGGAACGGCUGUUUAUUACGCUACGGUUAACUGCUAUGACACUGCAAAAGAAAGAGCGAUCCUAAGUACUGUGGAUCUGGGCACAGACGCCCUCAUGGCUGUGACUGGGGGAACCGCAGGGGUUGCCGGUUAUGCAUUAGGUGCUGGUUUGAAAACUAGUGUGAAGGCAGGGGUUAAAUACCUCCUUAACAACAUGAAAGAGGAAGAUGACCUUGUUAUGAAUCAGAACAGCUGGGAGGAUGGAACUCUCGACACCUCACAGUAAAAGGACAAACAGGAAGAAUAGACCGAACCUGGACAAUAGCACUGCUCCAGUGCAACACUGUACACAGAAAACACAGGCAGUAAAUCAUGUUUAGGAGUACAUGUUAUCAUACAGUGUGCACAGUGAUAUUCACAAUGUCAAUCCUGUAAAGAUAUGUAUAGUAAAAACAAACAAUAUUGAAGGUGAAAUCAAAAAGAUGUUUUACUUAUCGUUUACUCUUUUGCUUUAGGGUAAAGAGGUAGAGAAAGAGAGAGAGAGAGAGACAGAUGAUCUUUUAUUAGAUUGCAUGACCUGCAUGAUCAGCUUUAACAUAGCGGCAGGGCAAAAAGGUGGCAGUCAUUAUUUGUUUAUGUUGCAUGUGACAGUUAUCUUGGAUUUAACUGUUCAAAAUAGACAGGUAACAAGAAACAGGGGUUACAUUGCAUUUUGUAUUAUUGGAUUUCAAUAUCUACCAUCAUAUGAGUGUGCAUCAAUUGACACGUUUUUAUUUUAAACCUUGAGUAAAAGUAAAUAGUAGUGAAUCAUGAAUCAUAAAUAUAUGAUUUUAAUUGUUUUAUUUUGUAUAAUGCAAAUACAUUUUAAUAAACUAUUGUUAUAGUUACACUUAAUCGUAUGGACACUGUUUUUUCCUUUAUAUUUUCCAUUACUAGUUUUUGAAAAUGCAAUUGUAUUUUUGGUAUAAAUAUUUGUAAAUGCAAACCUUUUUAUGUGCAUUGAUUAAAAUCACAAAUAAAAAACAGCAAAUGAA